Pseudovirgaria hyperparasitica is the source of this 978-nucleotide messenger RNA. Its product is annotated as alpha/beta-hydrolase. NCBI's taxonomy places the organism in Eukaryota, Fungi, Ascomycota, Dothideomycetes, Acrospermales, Acrospermaceae. The record is from RefSeq and is a predicted model, not a curated record. The coding region runs from base 1 to 978 and encodes 325 amino acids. The transcript is spliced from 5 exons. Gene Ontology annotation, molecular function: hydrolase activity.
AUGGCUUUGCAACUACAGGCACCAGGCUUGACGUCACAGACCACAAAAACGACCUGCGGAUCUGAGCUGUUCAGUCAUGCACGGUUACCGACACAGUUGGAGAAACCAGUGCUUGUAUUGAUCCAUGGGUUUCCGAAUACAAAUUAUCUAUGGCGCAAAGUCAUUCAGCAUCUCCCGGCCAACCAGCCAAUCUUCAUCCCUGAUAUGCCAGGAUAUGGUGAAUCAACUCCUUCGUCUGCUGGCUCUGAUAAACGCACCGUUGGCUACGCGAUCUUGGAGGCCCUAAGUAAACUCUUGAAGCAUUCACCUCGUCCGAUACCAGUCGUUCUCGCGGGCCACGAUCGCGGCGCUCGAGUGUGUCACCGCCUUGCCACCGAUUUCGCCUGGCCCGCCGCCAUCGGACGUGAUACACCAAUUGCGAGUAUCCUCCAAGAAUUCGAGCUCAAGGGCACCGCAUGCAUUGACACCGUCCCUGAGAUCGAGCAGUGGGCGUCUUUCGAGCACGGCCGCGUUGCUAAAUCAACCUUCCACUGGCCUUUUCUGGCGAAUGUGGAAAUGGCGACUGCUAUGAUCAGUGCAUACGGAGCAGCAAAGUGGUGUAAGAAGAUGUGUAUCCGCUGGGCUGGUCUAAAGGAGCAGAUAGAAACAGAAUCUGCCCAAGAGGUAUAUGCUCAGGCGUUUUCAAAGCCCGAGAAUCUGCGUGCGGCGUGUAUGGACUAUGAGUGUGGUGCUGGUAUUGAUUUUGAAAGACAAGUCAAGGACCAGAAGGAAGGAAGAAAAUUCAAAGGCCCAUUUCUAGCGAUGUGGAGUGCCACAUAUCUCGGCAGUCGCUUCAAUUGCCCAGAGAUAUGGGGUCGUUAUAUGGCUGAUGGCGGUGAAUCUGGGGUCUUCGUGCCGGUUGGCGAGAAAGCAGGCCACUUUCUGCCGGAAGAGGCACCUGUGUCGCUGGCAGAAAAUUUGACGAAGCUCAUCGGCUAG